Messenger RNA from Prorocentrum cordatum, 501 nucleotides. The record is from the annotation of a GenBank genome assembly. Lineage: Eukaryota; Dinophyceae; Prorocentrales; Prorocentraceae.
AGGCUGUCUGAGUUGUGGCAGUCCCUGGACAAGGACGAGCGCGCUCGAGUGGUCCAGACUCACGAGGGCCCUCGGCUCACUAGGAGAUUCUCGGAGGAGCUGGAUGACCAGAUGAGGUUCGUGGAGUGCAACGCCAGUGAGGAGGCUAAGAAGAUUCUGAGCACAAUGAUAUGGUGCGAUCGAAGCGGCUUGUCUUUAUUUAAAGGAAUUUUCACCGUGGCUGUUGAGUUGAAUUAUCCCAUGGUGAUCGAUAUGGAUGUCAUCGCUGUCAUGGACACCGAGAUACAGGAUUUCUGCGCCUCGGUCUCGAAGGGGCGCAGAAUGGGCCGGAAGUUGCCCGGCUCGUUCCUCAGCAUGUUCAUGGGUUUCGCGAUGUUCGCCAGUGUGUUCGGCGGCAGUUGGCUGUGGUUCUUUGCAGCAUGGCGCUCCGUCGCGAGGCCGAGUGUAGGCUAUGGGUCGGACGUGGACAGGUCAUGUGUGGGCCGGGAACUGGCCGUGUAG